AUGUUCAAGUUAAAUAUUUCUAAUUUAUUAUUGGUGAUAUUUGCUCUGAACAAUAUUAGUGUUGACGGUCAAAUAAACAACGUGAGAUUGGUCGACCACGCAGAUUAUAUGAUAACAGUAAUACAGAAGACAGUAGAAGAAUUUGAAAACAGGGAAUGGUGUAAUUUCAAACUGCCUGACGUCGUUCAGGAAAUAAAUGAGGUCAUUUUCGGACAAGAAACAAAAGGAACAGUUAAGUACGCCAACGGUUUCCUGGUCUCCGUACAGCAUUUGGACAUAAUGCAGUCGACUGUCCAACAAUUUUGGAACCGUACACACCCAGGGCUGGUUGAAGUCAGGGGAAGGUUGAGGAUGCAUGAUGUGACAGUAGGGUUUGAUAUAUUGACUAACUUGGAUGGUGAGCACAGAUAUUCUGGAACUUAUAGGCAUCCAAUGGUAAAUUUCGACUUUACGGUACAAAAGGAUUUAAAUAUUGACGAGCUGAGCGUGAGUGUGAUUGGUUCAGUACCGAAUAGCAAUAAUUUGGUGCGCUUCCUGCCCGAAGACCGCAUUACUGAUAUUCUGAAUACUGUGUACAACAGAGCGUCAUCAACGCCAGGAAUUGUGGACUGGGCCUUCGAAAUCAUUCAGCCCAUAGCCGAUGAAAUCGUACAAAACGAAGUACAAUUCCCGAUCGUAUGCUACAACUGUCCUGUCAGAUAA
Messenger RNA from Bombyx mandarina (wild silkworm), 702 nucleotides. RefSeq lists its product as uncharacterized. NCBI's taxonomy places the organism in Eukaryota, Metazoa, Arthropoda, Insecta, Lepidoptera, Bombycidae. The record is from RefSeq and is a predicted model, not a curated record.